CUGCGAUCGAACGCGCGCCCACCACCCCGGACAACCCAUAUAUAAGCUCGAAGGUUAUCCAUUUGAGCUACUAGUGUUGCGUCAACAUGGUUGUCCUCGCAGCGUCGAUAUGCACCCGCGGCGGGAAGGCUGUCCUCUCCCGCCAAUUCCGCGAAAUGCAGCGCUCGCGCAUUGAAGCCCUCCUCGCCUCAUUUCCCAAGCUCGCCGACGGCGCCUCCCAACACACCACCGUAGAGCAGGACAAUGUGCGCUACGUGUACCAGCCGCUUGACGAGCUGUACAUGGUGCUCAUUACCAACCUCCAGUCCAACAUCUUGCAAGACAUCAACUCUCUGCAUCUUUUCGCCCAGGUCGUAUCCUCAAUAUGCAAGUCGCUAGAUGAACGCGAGAUCUUGAAGAAUGCGUUCGAGCUGCUGGGCGCUUUUGAUGAGAUCGUCACGCUGGGCUAUCGGGAGAACCUCACCUUGUCCCAAAUUAAGACUUUCUUAGAGAUGGAGAGUCACGAGGAGAGGAUUCAGGAGAUUAUUGCACGGAACAAGGAACUCGAGGCCACCGAGGAGCGCAAACGUCGUGCCAAGCAGCUCGAAAUGCAGCGCAAGGAAAUGUCAAGGUCAUCACGCGCAAUGGGAGGAGGCGGAGGCAUGGGAAGCAUGGGCGGCAUGGGCAGCGCACCUCGCACACCUCAGUACCCCUCGUACACGCCCAGCACCCCUGCCACCGUUCCCGAUACCUAUGAUUCGUAUGAAGCCGAGAAGAAGAAGACUAGCAAGCCACUAGCACUGGGCAAGAAGGGCAUGCAGCUCGGCAAGAAGAAAACCACCUCCAACAUCUUCGACCAAGUUGCAGGCGAUCUGCCUCCUGAGAGCGAACCCCUUGUUGCCUCACCCAAGACCUCCGCCCCCGCCGCAGCGCCAGCGAGCGCUCGUCAGUCCACCUCGAACGACCGCGAAGCUGUGCACAUCACCACCAACGAGUCCAUUUCCGCACGCUUGGACAGAGAAGGUCUGCUCAAGUCAUUUGAGGUCAAGGGAGAAAUGCAACUCAAGAUCUCCGACCCGGCCCUUACGCAAGUGAAGCUCGACUUACAAGCCGGCGACACCCGAGGCGCUCAGCUCAUGACACAUCCAAAGGUCGACAAGGCUGCUUUCCGCAACAGCCAGGUCAUCCAGCUUGCGGAUACCAGUAAGGGAUUUCCCUCGAACAUGGGAAUUGGUGUCAUGAAAUGGAAACUCGCGCCCAAGGCAGAAGAUGUAUCAGAUCCACCGAUCACGUUCCGCGUAUGGGUCGAGGACUCGGGCAAGAUGUUCAACAUCACUGUAGAAUAUGAGCUGGCUGGCGGUGACGCGUUGAAGGACGUCACCGUCACCAUACCGUUCCAGACAGACGAGCCAAAUGUGUCGUCCUUUGACGCUGUAUACGAAGUCAGCGGCGAUAGCCUGGAGUGGAACAUCGGUACCGUAGACGAAGAGCACAGCUCCGGCAGCUUUGAGUUCGAGGCUCAGGCCGAGAGCGAGGCUGAGUUUUUCCCCAUGAGGGUACGCUUCAGCAAGGCGACUCCCUUCGUGGACGUCAGCGUUGCCUCCGUUACGCUUCUCUCUAUGAACCAAGACAUCAACUUCACCACGGAUAUCAAGUCCGUCGCGGAUGUCUACGAGAUUGUAUAAGCUCACCUGGCCCUGUAACGGCGUGCGUCUGGCUUAGUGGAGUGUUCGCAUAUAAUGUGCACGGGACUAGCAUAGACAGGACCGAAGCAAAAUCAUUGAAGAUGCAAUUAUGAUGACU
Paraphaeosphaeria sporulosa is the source of this 1782-nucleotide messenger RNA. RefSeq lists its product as uncharacterized. Gene Ontology annotation, biological process: retrograde vesicle-mediated transport, Golgi to endoplasmic reticulum; Golgi localization; endoplasmic reticulum to Golgi vesicle-mediated transport. The record is from RefSeq and is a predicted model, not a curated record. Bases 87 to 1664 code for a protein of 525 amino acids. The transcript is spliced from 3 exons. NCBI's taxonomy places the organism in Eukaryota, Fungi, Ascomycota, Dothideomycetes, Pleosporales, Didymosphaeriaceae. Gene Ontology annotation, cellular component: cytosol; COPI vesicle coat.